UUCUACCAGACCUACAAAGAAGAACUCCUACCAAUCCCACUGAAACUGUUCCAUAAGAUCAAAGGAGGAAAUCCUCCCUAACCCAUUCUAGGAAGCCAGUGUCAUCCUAUGCCAAAGCCAGAAAGGACGCACAAACAAACAAAAACUACAGACCAAUAUUCCUGAUGAACAUGGAUGAAAAAUCCUCAAUAAAAUACUAGCAAACUGAAUCCAAAGCACGUCAAAAAGGUAAUUUACCACAAUCAAGUGGGUUUCAUCCCAGGGGUGCAAAGAUGGUUCAUCAUAUGCAAAUCAAUAAAUGUGAUUCACCACAUGAACAGAAUUAAAAACAAAAACACGAUCAUCUCAAUAUAUGCAGAAAAGACAUUGGAUAAAAUCUAGCACCUCUUCAUGACCAAAAAAAAAAAAAAUCUCAACAAAUUAGACAUAGAAGGAAUACUCCCAGAAAUAAUGAAGGCUACAUAUGACAAAUCCACAGCCAACAUCAUACUGAAUGGGGGAAUAGUUGAAAGCACUCCCCCUAAGAACUGGAACAAGCAAUGCUUCUAAUAUAUUGUGAGUGAAAGAGCUAGAUUUGGCAUGAAAGGGCUAAAAUUUAAUCCAACAUAAUAAGGAGUCAAUUGAUAAUACCUAAAAUUAACUAAUCAAAAUACCUCAGAAAACAGAUUAGUGGCAUAAGAAGUAAUUAAGAGUUGAAAAAUACCUAUCUCUUGGGAGGAGAACUAAGAAAAAUAAGAAAGGAAAGGGCAGAAAAACAAUGUAUUUUAUUAUAAGCCUCUUAGUGUUAUUUAAUUUUGAACCAAGGUCAUAGAUUGUUUUGAAAAAAAAUUCAAAAUAUCAGUAAAAUGGUGCCCUUGCAAAAUCUCACCAAGAAUAAAAAGCAGGUAAAACACUAAACAUUGCUAUUAAGAAUAGGGAUACAACUAAAGACAAAUAAAAUAAUGAAAAUAUAAUACCAAGAAAUUUGAAACUAGAUAAAAUAAAUGCUUUUAAAAAGAAAAUGCAAAUUACUUAAAAAGAAAACAAAUCACCUGAAUAUAUUAAUAACCAAAGGUAAAAUAGAAAAGGUAGUCAUUGAUCUACCAAAAGUGAAAUCACCAAACCUAACCAGUUCAAGAGGCAAGUUUUAAUUAAGCAUGUAGAAACAGAUAAUCACAUAAUUAUAAAACUUUUCUGAUGUAUAAAAUAGGUGGACAGCUUCUUAACCCAUUUUAUAACACCAGUAUGGUAAUUUAAUGCCAAGACCAUAAAAGCUAAACACCCUCACACACAUACACACAGAAUAACAUGGGCCAGAAAAAUCCUAAAACCAUGUUGACACAUCAAAUCCAUCUAUGCAUUAAAAUGAUAAUACAUUGUAGUUAAAUGUCAUUUAUAUCAAGAACUCAAAAUUUUAAAACCUGAAGGAAAAAGUAUAAUUUCAACAGAUGUCAAAAAUUACUUUAAAAUAAGCAAAAGAAUAAUGAAGAAAACUUUUUUGAUUCAAAAGAGUAUUUACCCCAAAUUGAGAUCAACCAUCAUAGUUAAAGAUGAAAUACUAAAAGUACUUCCAUAAACACAAGAUGGACCUAUUUGCUACUACUAAUUUUAAGAGUAUUCAUUGGAUAUUGGAGAUUCUCCUGAAAUUACAGGUGAACAAUAAUUGGUAUAUUAUACUUAAAGCAGGUGAACAGUGAAGGCUGGGGGUGGGGGAAUGCAGAAAGUGUUCCGGAAUAUAUUAUGGGUUAAGAGUGAAGACUUUGAAAGUAGGAUGGACUAAUUCCCAAGAAACUGAGAGGCCAAUUAUUCCGCUGUAGGAACAUCAUUAUUGUUGAAUGGUUUACAAAUAAAUAAAACCUCCUCAACAAAUAUUUGUUGUCUUUUGGAAGAGGCUUCAUUUUCUUAUAUAUUCUUUACUAUCAAUUUUUAAAACAGGAGAAAGUUUUCUUGGGGUUUUGGUGAGGAGACAGUUAAAUUUCAUGCCCCUAGAUUGAAGAACAAAAUAGAUUUAUUUUUCUACGAAUUCAGAUUAUAAGAGGGGGGAAACGACAUAAAGCUGUUACUUACUAGCAUUAUCGCGACCAUUUGAAGGAAAAAGAUGGAGCGAAACAGCAAAGGCAGUGGGGGGAAGAAACACACUCCUUGCAGAACGCCUUCAAUCCACCACCUUUCUGUUCUGUUCUUGAGAACGGGAAUAACACACACAAAACGCAAGGUGGCGCUGUAGGCUAAAAAGAGGGGGGAAAAAAAUACAGGGACAAAGGAUUCCAAGCGUAAAGAGGAAAUCCGACCAGAAAACUAGAGGAAAGGAAAUCACGGUGAUUGGAAUGGGAGGAGAGUGAGGAUCCCUCCGCACAGGCGUCGCUACUACUACCCAGCCCAUUUCCAAGGACUCGCUUGCUGCCGUUUCCGAGAGCUGCGUGAAGCCGAGUGGAGGUGGUUUUGAAGGACCGAUGGCACGAAGCGCGGAGGCCAGCCUGGGGCGCGCCGCGCGGAGAAGGCAAGUUCUCUAUCUUUGUGUAUUUCUGGGAGUGUCUUGGGCCCGCGCAGAACCGCUCCGGUAUUUCGUGGCGGAGGAAACUGAGCGAGGCAGUUUUCUCGCCAACCUAGCAAGCGACCUGGGGCUGGGGGCGGGGGAACUGUCAGCCCGGGGAUCCAGAAUUGUGUCAGACCAGGGCGCGCAUUUUUUACUGCUCAGUCUGCUUACUGGUGACUUACUUCUAAAUGAGAAAUUGGACCGGGAGGAGCUGUGCGGCCCCACAGAGCCCUGCGUGCUGCCUUUCCAGCUGCUACUAGAAAGGCCUUUCCAGAUUUUCCGUGCUGAACUAUGGGUCAGAGAUGUCAACGAUCACUCGCCAGCAUUUCUGGAUGCAGAGAUUCCCUUGAAAAUAUUAGAAAGCGCCACUCCAGGGACAGCAUUUCUUCUGGAAAGUGCACAGGAUUCGGACGUUGGAAACAACAGCCUGAGUAACUACACCAUCAGCCCUAACUCCUAUUUCCAUAUUAAUGUCCGUGACAGCGGGGAGGGGAGCAUCUACCCGGAGUUGGUACUGGAUCGAGUCCUGGAUCGCGAAGAGAUACCUGAGCUGAGUUUAACCCUGACGGCCGUGGACGGGGGCUCUCCGCCCAGAUCGGGGACCGCCGCGGUGCGCGUCCUGGUGGUAGACAUCAACGACAACGCCCCCGAAUUCGUGCAGUCUCUCUACCAGGUGCAGAUGCCCGAGGACAGCCCGACUGGCGCCCCGGUCGUCACGGUGUCCGCUAGAGAUUUAGAUACCGGAAGUUAUGGGGAAAUAGUCUACGCAUUUUUCUAUGCCACUGAAAGAAUUCUCAAAACGUUUCAAAUCAACUCAACGUCCGGCAGUCUGCACCUUAAAGCCGCAUUGAACUAUGAGGCAAUUCAAACUUACACAUUAACUAUUCAGGCCAAAGACGGCGGAGGGCUUUCCGGGAAAUGUACUGUGGUGGUUGAGGUAACAGAUAUAAAUGAUAAUGCGCCAGAGCUGCUCGUGUCAUCAUUUACUAGUCCAAUUGCGGAGAACUCGCCGGAGACAGUGGUUGCUGUUUUUAGGAUUAGAGACAAAGAUUCAGGGAACAAUGGAAAGAUGGUGUGCUCCAUCCAGGACGAUCUCCCCUUCGUCCUGAAACCAUCCGUGGAGAAUUUCUAUACUCUAAUGACAGAGAAACCUUUAGAUCGAGAAAGAAACGCCGAGUACAACAUCACCAUCACGGUCACUGACCUGGGGACACCCAGGCUGAAGACGGAGCACACCAUAACGGUGCUGGUCUCCGACGUCAACGACAACGCCCCCGCCUUCUCCCAAAGCUCCUACACCCUGUUCGUCCCCGAGAACAACAGCCCCGCCCUGCACAUCGGCAGCGUCAGCGCCACAGACAGAGACUCGGGCUCCAACGCCCAGGUCACCUACUCGCUGCUGCCGCCCCGCGACCCGCACCUGCCGCUCGCCUCGCUGGUCUCCAUCAACGCGGACAACGGGCAGCUGUUCGCCCUGAGGUCGCUGGACUUCGAGGCCCUGCGGGCGUUCGAGUUCCGCGUGGGCGCCGCAGACCGAGGCUCCCCCGCGCUGCGCAGCGAGGCGCUGGUGCGCGUGGCGGUGCUGGACGACAACGACAACCCGCCCUUCGUGCUGUACCCGCCGCAGAACGGCUCGGCGCCCUGCACCGAGCUGCUGCCCAGGGCGGCAGAGGCCGGCUACCUGGUGAGCAAGGUGGUGGCGGUGGACGGCGACUCGGGCCAGAACGCCUGGCUGUCGUUCCAGCUGCUCAAGGCCACGGAGCCCGGGCUGUUCAGCGUGUGGCCGCACAAUGGCGAGGUGCGCACCGCCAGGCCGCUGGGCGAGCGCGACGCGGCCAGGCACAGGCUGGUGGUGCUGGUGAGGGACAGUGGCGAGCCCGCGCUGUCUGCCAGCGUCACGCUGCACGUGCUGCUGGUGGACGGCUUCUCGCAGCCCUACCUGCCGCCGCCGGAAGCGGCCCCGGCCCAGGCCCAGGCCGACUCGCUCACCGUCUACCUGGUGGUGGCCUUGGCCGCGGUGUCGUCGCUCUUCCUGUUCUCGGUGCUGCUGUUCGUGGCGGUGCGGCUGUGCAGGAGGGACCGGGCGGCCUCGGGGGGUCGCUGCUCGGUGCCUGAGGGCCGCUUUCCGGGCCACCUGGUGGAUGUCAGCGGCGCGGGGACCCUGUCCCAGAGCUACCAGUAUGAGGUGUGUCUGAUGGAAGGCUCGGGAACCACCAGUGAGUUCAAGUUCCUGAAACCCAUUAUUCCCAACCUUUUACCCCAGAGCACAAGGAAGGAAGUGGAAGAAAAUCCCUCAUUUGGGAAUAAUGUAGGUUUCUGAAAAAUAAUGAAAAAUAAAUGCUGGGACUGUGAAUAUAUUGCUAAUUAGAAGCUUAUCCUGAGAUACCUAUACAAGAGUGUUUUCACAUUAUUUCAAAUAUGUACUCUUAAAGUCAAAGAAUAAAUUUCUUUACAUAGGAAAGGACACAGAUUUAGCUCCAGGAACCCUCCACAAAGCAUGAAAUGUGUAUGUAUCAUGUUUUAUAGCAAACAAUUAUGCUUAUUGUGUGGUGUAUUAAGAGGUAAAUCUUAUUUCUGACGUUUUAAA
Microcebus murinus (gray mouse lemur) is the source of this 5102-nucleotide messenger RNA. RefSeq names its product protocadherin beta 7 (gene PCDHB7). The record is from RefSeq and is a predicted model, not a curated record. Lineage: Eukaryota; Metazoa; Chordata; Mammalia; Primates; Cheirogaleidae. Gene Ontology annotation, molecular function: calcium ion binding. Gene Ontology annotation, biological process: homophilic cell-cell adhesion. Gene Ontology annotation, cellular component: plasma membrane.